AUGGUCAAAGUCAAAAGUACUAAAAAGAGUAACCUAACAGGCUCGCUUGAUUCAAAAUUAUCAUCAUUAAUAUAUAGAUUAUUAGAUGAAAAAACUGAAUCAAAUAAACGUAAUUCAAAUGAAGGUGAAGAACAAGAAGAACUUCAAGAUGAUUUCAAUAAUAUUGCAUUAGCUAAAGAUCUUAGGGUUGGUGAAGCUUUAUUAUAUUGUCAACAAAAAGAUUUAUCAUUACAAAGAGUUAAAAAAAUCGUAUUGGAAAAAACUUUAGAUAAAGUAUUAAAAGAAAUACGAACUGAAGAAGCUCAAGAAAUUCAAGCAUUCCAAGGUGAACAAUCAGGUCAAGUUGAUCAUGAUGAAGAAAUUAAUAGUGAUUUUGAUGGUGUUGAUGUUGAUGAUUUGAUGGAUGUUAAAGAUACAAAUGAAAUGAAUAAAAGUGUUGUUAAUCUUUGGAAUUUAAAAAAUGAAGAUACAAAUACAUCAAAUGAUAAAAAUGAUUCAAAAAAAGAUGAUAAUGAAAAACAAAUUGUGGAAGAUGUUGAUGGAUCAAGUAAAGAAGUUAAAAAAUCUAAAAAAAGGUCAAAAGAAUCUUCAAGAUCUUCUAAAAGACAAAAAGAAAAAGAUAGAGCUCCUCCAAACUCUUCAUUAAGUCAAUUAGGUGGUAUGGAUGAUGUUAUAACUCAACUAAUGGAAUUAGUCGGUAUGCCAAUUUUACAUCCAGAAAUUUAUUUAACAACAGGUGUUGAACCACCAAGAGGUGUACUUUUACAUGGUCCACCAGGUUGUGGUAAAACAACAAUUGCCAAUGCCUUAGCUGGUGAUUUAAAAGUUCCAUUUAUUAAUAUUUCUGCUCCAUCAGUUGUUAGUGGUAUGUCUGGUGAAAGUGAAAAAAAAAUACGUGAAUUAUUUGAAGAAGCCAAAUCAUUAGCUCCAUGUAUUAUAUUUUUCGAUGAAAUUGAUGCUAUUACACCCAAAAGAGAAGGUGCUCAAAGAGAAAUGGAAAGGAGAAUUGUAGCACAAAUGUUAACUUCAAUUGAUGAAUUAAGUUUAGAUAAAACUGGUGGGAAACCUGUUAUUAUUAUAGGUGCAACUAAUAGACCUGAUUCUUUAGAUGCAGCAUUAAGAAGAGCUGGUAGAUUCGAUAGAGAAAUUUGUCUUAAUGUUCCAAAUGAAAUUUCAAGAUUAAAUAUAUUGAAAAAAAUGACAUCUUCUUUAAAAAUUGAUGGUGAAUUAAAUUUUCAAAAAUUAGCAAAAGCAACACCAGGUUAUGUUGGUGCAGAUUUAAAAGCCUUGACAACAGCUGCUGGUAUUUGUGCUAUAAAGAGAAUUUUCAGUUCUUUAUCAGAUGAUAAUAUACCUAUAGAAGGUUUUGCAAUUGAAGAUUUAUUAAAAUUAUCAACAAUUCAAAAAUUCUUAUUACAACAUCCAUCACCAUUAACUUCUGAACAAUUAGCUCCAUUAGCUAUAACAUAUGAUGAUUUCCUAACGGCAUUACCAACAAUUCAACCAACUGCUAAAAGAGAAGGUUUUGCUACAGUACCAGAUGUUAAUUGGGAUAAUGUUGGUGCUUUAACAAAUAUUAGAAUUGAAUUAAAUAUGGCUAUAGUUCAACCAAUUAAAAAUCCUGGAAUUUAUGAAAAAGUUGGUAUCCAUGCACCAGCUGGUGUAUUAAUGUGGGGGCCACCAGGUUGUGGUAAAACAUUAUUAGCAAAAGCCGUGGCAAAUGAAUCAAGAGCAAAUUUUAUAAGUAUUAAAGGUCCAGAAUUAUUAAAUAAAUAUGUUGGUGAAUCUGAAAAAGCUAUACGUCAAGUUUUCACAAGAGCUAGAGCUUCAGUACCUUGUGUUAUAUUUUUUGAUGAAUUAGAUGCUUUGGUACCAAGAAGAGAUUCUUCAUUAUCAGAAUCUUCAUCAAGAGUUGUUAAUACGUUAUUAACAGAAUUGGAUGGAUUAAAUGAUAGAAAGGGUAUUUUCGUUAUUGGUGCAACAAAUAGACCUGAUAUGAUUGAUCCUGCAAUGCUUAGACCUGGUAGAUUAGAUAAAACUUUAUUUAUUGAAUUACCAAAUGCUAAUGAAAGAUUAGAUAUUUUGAAAACAGUUAUAAAUAUUAACAAAACUCCAUUAGAUCCAAAAAUUGAUCUUUCAACAAUUGCACAUGAUGAAAGAUGUAGAAAUUUUUCAGGUGCAGAUUUAAGUGCAUUAAUUAGAGAAGCUGGUGUUAUUGCAUUAAAGAAGAAAUUUUUUAAAUUAAAUAAUAAACCUCAAUUAAAUGAUGAUGAUCAUGAUAUGAUGGAUGAAGAAGAACAAGAUGAUGAAAUUUUAGUUACUGCAGAAGAUUUCGAAAAAGCUUUAAAUAGUGUUAAACCAAGUGUUAAUGAUAGAGAUCGUGCAAAAUAUGAUCGAUUAAAUAAAAAAAUGGGUUGGUCAUUAGCUUCAGAUAAUAAUGAAGCUGCUAAAACUGAUGAAUAA
This is a messenger RNA of Hansenula ciferrii, 2463 nucleotides long. It is a transcript of the gene RIX7, whose product is annotated as putative AAA family ATPase RIX7. Gene Ontology annotation, cellular component: nucleus. Gene Ontology annotation, biological process: ribosome biogenesis. The coding region runs from base 1 to 2463 and encodes 820 amino acids. The transcript has 2 exons. NCBI's taxonomy places the organism in Eukaryota, Fungi, Ascomycota, Saccharomycetes, Phaffomycetales, Wickerhamomycetaceae. The record is from RefSeq and is a predicted model, not a curated record. Gene Ontology annotation, molecular function: RNA binding; preribosome binding; ATP hydrolysis activity.